Molecule: messenger RNA, 1292 nt
Organism: Owenia fusiformis
Lineage: Eukaryota; Metazoa; Annelida; Polychaeta; Sabellida; Oweniidae
Source: the annotation of a GenBank genome assembly
UGAACAUGUAUCAUUAUAGUCAACUCCAGAUUCAAAUUAUGAACAUGUAUGAUUAUAGUCAACUCCAGAUUCAAAUUACGAACAUGUAUGAUUAUAGUCAACUCCAGAUUCAAAUUAUGAACAUGUAUGAUUGUAGUCAACUCCAGAUUCAAAUUAUGAACAUGUAUGAUUAUAGUCAACUCCAGAUUCAAAUUAUGAAUAUGUAUGAUUAUAAUCAACUCCAGAUUCAAAUUAUGAACAUGUAUGAUUAUAGUCAACUCCAGAUUCAAAUUAUGAACAUGUAUGAUUAUAGUCAACUCCAGAUUCAAAUUAUGAACAUGUAUGAUUAUAGUCAACUCCAGCUACAAAUUAUGAACAUGUAUGAUUAUAGUCAACUCCAGAUUCAAAUUAUGAACAUGUAUGAUUAUAGUCAACUCCAGAUUCAAAUUAUGAACAUGUAUGAUUAUAGUCAACUCCAGAUUCAAAUUAUGAACAUGUAUGAUUGUAGUCAACUCCAGAUUCAAAUUAUGAACAUGUAUGAUUAUAGUCAACUCCAGAUUCAAAUUAUGAACAUGUAUGAUUAUAGUCAACUCCAGAUUCAAAUUACGAACAUGUAUGAUUAUAGUCAACUCCAGAUUCAAUUUAUGAACAUGUAUGAUUAUAGUCAACUCCAGAUUCAAAUUAUGAACAUGUAUGAUUAUAGUCAACUCCAGAUUCAAAUUACGAACAUGUAUGAUUAUAGUCAACUCCAGAUUCAAAUUACGAACAUGUAUGAUUAUAGUCAACUCCAGAUUCAAAUUAUGAACAUGUAUGAUUAUAAUCAACUCCAGAUUCAAUUUAUGAACAUGUAUGAUUAUAAUCAACUCCAGAUUCAAUUUAUGAACAUGUAUGAUUGUAGUCAACUCCAGAUUCAAAUUAUGAAUAUGUAUGAUUAUAGUCAACUCCAGAUUCAAAUUAUGAACAUGUAUGAUUAUAAUCAACUCCAGAUUCAAAUUACGAACAUGUAUGAUUAUAGUCAACUCCAGAUUCAAAUUAUGAAUAUGUAUGAUUAUAGUCAACUCCAGAUUCAAUUUAUGAACAUGUAUGAUUAUAGUCAACUCCAGAUUCAAAUUAUGAACAUGUAUGAUUAUAGUCAACUCCAGAUUCAAAUUACGAACAUGUAUGAUUAUAGUCAACUCCAGAUUCAAAUUAUGAACAUGUAUGAUUGUAGUCAACUCCAGAUUCAAAUUAUGAGAAUGUAUGAUUAUAGUCAACUCCAGAUUCAAAUUAUGAACAUGUAUGAUUAUAAUCAACUCCAGAUUCAAAUUACGAAC